CCCCCGGAAGUCGCCGGCACUGGGCUCCCAGAGGCCGCCCCGUUUCCCCGUAGGCGCCCUCCUCCACUUCCAGCGAUGCCAGGCACUUCCUCCCCGCCUGUCGCUCCCGCCGGCCACGACAGCAGCAUGGCCGGUGCUGAGUUGCGGGCAGCGCUCGAGCGGAGGCUCGACGCCCUCGCCAUCCGCACGGAGGUCGUGGAGCACCCGGAGGUGUUUACUGUUGAAGAAAUGAUGCCUCACGUCCAGCAUUUGAAAGGAGCACAUAGCAAGAACUUAUUUCUUAAAGACAAAAAGAAAAAAGGCUAUUGGCUGGUGACAGUUCUUCAUGACAGACAAGUUAACUUAAAUGACCUUGCCAAGCAGUUAGAUGUCGGGAGUGGAAACCUGCGGUUUGCCGAUGAAGCAGCCAUGCUAGAAAAGCUGAAGGUUGGCUCUGGCUGUGCCACACCCUUGGCACUCUUCUGUGAUGACGGAGAUGUGAAAUUUGUCCUGGAUUCUGCUUUUUUGGAAGGUGGGCAUGAAAAGGUAUACUUUCAUCCAAUGACCAACACUGCAACCAUGGGGUUGAGCCCUGAAGACUUUCUUACAUUUGUGAAGAAGACAGGACAUGAUCCCAUAAUACUGCAUUUUGAUAAAAACUAAUUGGACUACUGUUUAGAAUAUAUGUACAUAUGAAAGCUGUUUUUCUUAUUUCUAAUUUGUAAGAAACAUUAAAAAUAUUUAGCACCUUG
Pipistrellus kuhlii (Kuhl's pipistrelle) is the source of this 731-nucleotide messenger RNA. RefSeq names its product prolyl-tRNA synthetase associated domain-containing protein 1. Bases 76 to 642 code for a protein of 188 amino acids. Gene Ontology annotation, molecular function: aminoacyl-tRNA deacylase activity. The transcript has 2 exons. NCBI's taxonomy places the organism in Eukaryota, Metazoa, Chordata, Mammalia, Chiroptera, Vespertilionidae. The record is from RefSeq and is a predicted model, not a curated record.